GUCUGCUGUGAGUGGAUGUGAGAGGGGAACUCAGCAAAUGACCACACUCUAACUUUAACUCCCCACACUUCCUCUUCUGUCACAAAAUACAGAUACAUACUUUACACUUUCAGUGUUCAUGACACAACACCCAGCAACCCKUGGUCCCUUUGACUACUCUAUGAUCCACCAAAUAACAGCAGAUUGACAUGGACAAACAUUUGCAAGGAGGGAAAGCAUUUGGAUUCCUCAAGUCUCAGCAGGAUGUGAAACUGAACUCCAUCAAUGAGGUUUUUCUCACAGAUCCUAAAUAUGCAGAGGAGGAGGACCUCAGCUCAAAACUGAAAUACAAAUACAUGGAAUUUGAUCUCAAUGACCAAGGAGACAUUGACAUGAUGGUGAAGCGCAUGUUGGAGAAGCUGGGCGUGGCAAAGACUCACUUGGAGCUGAAAAAGAUGAUGUCAGAUGUGGUUGGCGGCGCUGCACGAGACACGUUCUGUUACACAGACUUUCUCAAUAUGAUGCUAGGGAAGAAGAAUUCCAUUUCUCGACUGAUCUUGAUGUUUGAGGAGAAAGGAAAAGACCAGGAGCCCAAAGAGAGUGGACCACCGCAACGCAAGACUUUUUCAGAUCUGCCCUGAAUGCAAUUACGUUAAGGAUCCAAUCUGGUCAUAUAAAAACGGAAUGUCAAAUGAACUGGGUUAUACACGGUUUCAUUGUAAGGAAUAAAGAAAGGUUUGAUUGAUCCA
Molecule: messenger RNA, 728 nt
Organism: Salvelinus sp. IW2-2015
Lineage: Eukaryota; Metazoa; Chordata; Actinopteri; Salmoniformes; Salmonidae
Product: allograft inflammatory factor 1-like
Biological process (GO): ruffle assembly; actin filament bundle assembly
Cellular component (GO): actin filament; ruffle membrane
Molecular function (GO): actin filament binding; calcium ion binding
Source: RefSeq, a predicted model, not a curated record